CCUUGCUCAGGUACAUUUUUGUGCGGGAGAGGGUCACCAUCGUCCACGCCCACAGCUCCUUCUCCGCCAUGGCUCAUGAUGCCCUCUUUCACGCCAAAACCAUGGGGCUGCGGACGGUGUUCACGGACCACUCCCUCUUUGGGUUUGCGGAUGUCAGUUCGGUGCUUACCAACAAACUUCUGACAGUGUCCCUGUGCGAUACAAACCACAUCAUCUGCGUCUCGUACACUAGUAAGGAAAACACAGUGCUGCGAGCGACUUUGGACCCUCGGAUAGUCUCUGUCAUCCCCAACGCCGUCGAUCCCACCGACUUCACUCCAGACCCAUCAAGGAGGGAAGACAGCACGAUAACAAUUGUUGUUGUCAGCAGACUAGUUUACAGAAAAGGUAUAGAUUUGCUUAGUGGUAUAAUCCCGGAGCUCUGUCAGAAAUAUCCAGAGUUACAUUUCUUAGUUGGAGGAGAAGGACCAAAACGAAUUGUACUGGAAGAAGUCCGGGAAAGAUACCAGCUACAUGACAGGGUACGUCUCCUAGGAGCCUUGGAACACCAGGAUGUUAGAAAUGUUCUAGUCCAGGGGCACAUUUUUCUCAACACUUCCCUCACUGAGGCCUUUUGUAUGGCAAUUGUGGAAGCGGCAAGCUGUGGUUUACAGGUGAUAAGUACGAGAGUUGGCGGGAUUCCUGAGGUGCUUCCAGAAAAUCUCAUUAUUUUAUGUGAACCUUCCGUGAAAUCUUUGUGUGACGGAUUAGAAAAAGCUAUCGCCCAGCUCAGAUCAGGAACACUACCAUCUCCAGAGACUGUUCAUAAUAAAGUGAAGACAUUUUAUACAUGGAGGAACGUUGCAGAAAGAACUGAGAAAGUGUAUGACAGGGUUGCAGAUGAAGUGGUUUUGCGAAUGGAUGAGCGGCUCAACAGACUGAUGUCUCACUGUGGCCCAGUGACUGGGUAUAUUUUUGCUCUUUUUGCUGUUCUGAACUUCCUUUUCUUGGCGUUUCUGAGGUGGAUGACUCCAGAUUCCAUUAUUGAUGUUGCAAUAGAUGCCACAGGACCUAAAGGUGCAUGGACUAAACAGUAUUUUUUGGGAAAAAAAAGAAGAGUUAAAGAAGAACUUCCAAGCUCCUAAAAUGCUCAAAUGGAGAAGGAAGAAUGCAUCAGUCACUAAACAAAGGUUUUAAUGCUUGCUGAUAGAGACACUACUCUUAAAAUCCUUUAGUUUCUUUCUGAAGUUCUUGGAAAGAAACUUGGUUAAAUGUGCUACCUCAAUUUAGGAUGAUGUUUUAAUUUAGUUUUGGAUUC
Molecule: messenger RNA, 1297 nt
Organism: Mesitornis unicolor (brown roatelo)
Lineage: Eukaryota; Metazoa; Chordata; Aves; Mesitornithiformes; Mesitornithidae
Gene: PIGA
Product: phosphatidylinositol glycan anchor biosynthesis, class A
Biological process (GO): GPI anchor biosynthetic process
Cellular component (GO): glycosylphosphatidylinositol-N-acetylglucosaminyltransferase (GPI-GnT) complex
Molecular function (GO): phosphatidylinositol N-acetylglucosaminyltransferase activity
Source: RefSeq, a predicted model, not a curated record